AUGUCGGCCUCAUCUCCCGCUGUCCUGCGAACGGCUGCACUCGGCCGAUGGGGCCCAAAGAGCUGGGCGCGGCUGCCGGGCUGUCCUAAGCUGAGGCCUGCCAACCCGGUCUCGUGGGUUCCUGCUCGGAAGUCGGCGACGGUGACCGUGGAGCCCGCGGGCCGCUGCCUCUGGGACGAGCCCGUGCGCAUCGCCGUGCGCGGCCUGGCCCCGGGGCAGCCGGUCACGCUGCGCGCGUCCCUGCGCGACGAGAAGGGCGCGCUCUUCCGGGCCCACGCGCGCUACCGCGCCGACGCCACGGGCCAGCUGGACCUGGAGCGCGCGCCCGCGCUGGGCGGCAGCUUCGCGGGGCUCGAGCCCAUGGGGCUCCUCUGGGCCCUGGAGCCCGAGAAGCCCCUGCUGCGGCUGGUGAAGCGGGACGUGCAGACGCCGUUCGCCGUGCAGCUGGAGGUGCUCGACGGCCACGAGCCCGAGGCCGGGCGGCUGCUGGGCCAGGCGGUGCACGAGCGCGCCUUCCUGGGGCCCGGGAUGCGGCGGGAGCCCGUGCGCGCGGGCCGGGUGCGCGCCACGCUCUUCCUUCCGCCAGAACCUGGGCCUUUUCCUGGGAUUGUGGACGUUUUUGGAGCUGGAGGUGGCCUUCUGGAAUAUCGAGCUAGUCUGCUGGCUGGGAAGGGUUUUGCUGUGAUGGCUCUGGCCUAUUACAACUAUGACGACCUCCCCAAGAGCAUGGAGAGCCUCCACCUGGAGUACUUUGAGGAAGCUGUGAACUGCCUGCUUAGUCACCCUCAGGUAAAGGGUCCAGGAGUUGGGCUGCUUGGCAUUUCCAAAGGGGGUGAUCUCUGCCUCUCCAUGGCCUCAUUCCUGAAGGGCAUCACUGCCACCGUCAUAAUCAAUGGCUCUGUGGCCAAUGUUGGAGGGGCCUUGCACUACAAGGGGGAGACUCUGCCCCCUGUAGGCGUCGACCCAACGCGACUCAAAGUGACCAGUGAGGGCUUUGCAGACAUUUUGGAUGUCCUCAACAGCCCUUUGGAAGGACCCGACCAGAAGAGCUUCAUUCCUGUGGAAAGGGCUGAGAGUGCCUUCCUGUUCCUUGUAGGUCAGGAUGACCACAACUGGAAGAGUGAAUUCUAUGCCAGUGAGGCCUCUAAACGCUUACAGGCGCAUGGUAAGGAGAGGCCCCAGAUCAUCUGUUACCCAGGGGCGGGGCACUACAUAGAGCCUCCUUACUUCCCCAUGUGCCCGGCUUCCAUGCACACCUUGGUGGGCCGUCCUGUCAUCUGGGGAGGGGAGCCCAGGGCUCAUGCCAUGGCCCAGGUGGAUGCUUGGAAGCAGCUGCAGGCUUUCUUCCACAAACACUUGGGUGGCAAAGAGUUAGGGUGACUCUCCUGAAAAUAUAACCAGUUACAGUAGUCGACCCUUAUCCAUGGUUUCACUUUCAUCAGUUUGAGUUAUAGUCAACCAUGGUCUGAAAAUAUUAAAUAGAAAACUCCAGAAAUAAAGAAUUGAUAAGUUUUAAAUUGCCUGCUGUUCUGAGUUGUGUAAUGAAAUCUUGUGCCAUCCUGCUCCAUCCCACCUGGAACAUGAAUCAUCUCUUUGUCCAGGGUAUCCACACUGUAAUAACUUUCUGUCACUUAGUCGCCAUCUUGGUUAUCACACCGACCGCUGCAGUAUCACAGAGCUUUUACCUAAUAACGGCCCCAAUAUGCAAGAGUCAUGAUGCUGCACAUUCAGAUAUGCCAAAGAGAAGCUGUAAUGUGCUUCCUUUAAGUGAAAAGGUGAAGUUCUCAACUUAAUAGGAAAAGAGAAAAAAUUG
This is a messenger RNA of Equus quagga, 1813 nucleotides long. RefSeq names its product acyl-coenzyme A thioesterase 1-like. NCBI's taxonomy places the organism in Eukaryota, Metazoa, Chordata, Mammalia, Perissodactyla, Equidae. Bases 1 to 1380 code for a protein of 459 amino acids. Gene Ontology annotation, biological process: acyl-CoA metabolic process; fatty acid metabolic process. Gene Ontology annotation, molecular function: fatty acyl-CoA hydrolase activity. The record is from RefSeq and is a predicted model, not a curated record. The transcript has 3 exons.